AUGGUCAUCGCACCGUUACCGCAAAAGGGCAUUGGUAGAGUCAUGCCACAGAAACGCCCACAGCGCAAGCUAGAGAAACCAAAGCAGGCGCCUAUCCAAUUUUGCGAUGCCCUUGGGAGAAAGUUCGUCUUUCCAUAUGAGAUGGUUGCUACCUGGCCCGGGUUUGAGACUCUGGUUCGAGAGGCGUUCAUCCACAUCAGCGUUAUCGGACCGCACGUCUACAAAGGACACUACGAUCUGAUCGGCUCGGAUGGCGAGGUCAUCCUUCCAUCCGUUUGGGAACAUGUGGUGGUGCCGGGCAUGUCGGUGUCGAUGCACAUGUGGCCUCUGCCAGAGCCAACGGAAUCGGAAGACGAGGACGCAAAAACAGCGAAUGCAGCGAACGACGCAGCGGCGCACCAGCCUGUGCAUGCCAGAAUGGAUGCUGACGACCCACGCUGGGUACCUCCACCCAAGGUUGUACCUGACGGUUUUUUCAGCUUCCCUGAUAGCCCGGAGAUGGUAAACGACACGCACUCGCUAGAUCUUGCGCUCUUCGAACUUCAGUUUGAUAACAACAUCCAGACUGCACAAGUGACCAUUUCGUGUGAUUUGAGUCCGACUCCUGGCAGCGAUGCUGCCAAUGCUGAGUGGAAAGUUGGCUUUUUCCGUCGGUCUUCCGUAGGACUUGUGGAAGGCGACGUCCUAGAUGGUUCUGGCUUCGAUAUGACCGGAGCCCAGCAGACGGUUUUAGAAGUGAAGGACUCAGAAAGAUAUGGUGUGGCUAUUCUGCUACGGCGCCAACGAACCGAACAGGAAGCUCCAUUCCCUGUGGUUUUUGACAUGGCUUAUAUACAUCACGGCGGUUACGGAGGGGAGGGGCAGGUAUCGCAAAAUAUCCUGCCCAAAAUAUCAGAGAGCAGCGCCUGGACACCUCUGUCAUGGGCAGCGGCAAACGGAUGGGAGGACUGCGUAAAAGUGCUAGUUGAAGAAAAGGGGAUCACACAACUCGAUCAUAAUGGAAGAUCGGCUCUUUCUUGGGCCGCGGGUAGUGGACAAGCGGUGGUUACCCAGCUGCUUUUUGAUAAACCGGGCAUACAAGUCGACGAGGUGGAUAUCGACGGCAGGACGCCAUUAUCUUGGGCUGCAGAGAAUGGUCAUGUGAAUACUAUCAACCUGCUAUUAGCUCAAGCAACGGUCAACAGUAACCGGCCAGAUUGCCAGGGGCGAAUACCACUUUCAUGGGCAGCUGGAAACGGGCACGUCGAUGCUGUGAUGACCUUGAUAAGUCACACGAAAAGGAAUGAUCCGAUAGUCUCCGCUACCAUGAGCGAAAAAGCCGAUUUCGAUUUUGACAGCAGUCCCCUCUUCUGGGCAGCUAAACAUGAGCAGGAGAGUACCUUGCGGAUCUUGAUGGACGAAGAAGUUCUACUACCUGAGAUAUACAAACAGCCCGCCGGGUUGCCAUUGACAGACUUUUAUCUGCACAAAGCUGCCCAAAGGGGGUGGUGUAUCUUUACAAAGCUGCUCAUUGAGAAGAAAGUCCAAAUAGACUCCAUCAAUCCGGACUGCGACGAUCGCACACCUCUCUGUGUCGCUGCAGAGCAAGGGCGUGCAGAGGUCGUGGAGACUCUGCUUAAGGCUGGAGCGGCACACAACCACCAAACUACCAAAGCUCGAGACACUCCCCUUGGACUAGCCAUUCGAUCUGGGCACGAGGCCGCUGUCCAAGUGCUUCUUAACGCCGGGGCCAGCGUUCAAUUGCGGAACGCCAAUGGAGAGGCAGCAGUGGACCUGGCUAACCACCAUCCAAUCCUCUUCCACAUGGUUGCCGCCGUAGAUAACAUCGAGAGACUUGCGGAAACGGAGGAUAAUCACCUUCACUCCAACAUUGACCAUGAAUUCAAAGCUACCGUCAUCGACUUUGUAUCCGUUUCUGGUAUCCUGACGCCUUGCGCUGUAGAAAUUGCUGUGGAUGAACUACUGAAAUCCCCUUGGGUUUCUACUGCUCCAGCAAAUUCCUCCACCUCCUUUCGAUGGUUGCAUCUUCCGGUAAAUAAUAUGCGAUGGAUUGAGCUUUUGAUGGCCCGACUAUACAAUAACCCAGCUUCUGCUUAUAGAGUGCUCAAACCCGAGCGCUGGGUUAAUCGACAACAUCAUGGUGCCACUGGAGUUCACCAUGCUCGUUUUAUGCGGCCGCAGUGUCAGGCGUUUCCAAGUGCCGCACUCUGGGCCCCGGAUGGGGAAGGGACGGACUAUCACACGGACCUAGUGUUGUUUAUGCCCUUCCUUCAUUGGGAUUUAGAAGAAAUGCACUCCAACCGCGAAGAAUUUGCCAACACCUUCCCUCAAAAGCCCAACAUGAAUGAAACGCUUACCCGGGACCAAAAGCUGCUGAAAGCGUAUCUCACUGAUGAGCAUCCUUUGCAUAUCCGGCGUACUCUCGAUCAGUACUACUAUCAUACUGUUACAGAUACUUCAAGGAGAGACCAAGAUCAGGUUCUCGGUCGCUAUCAAAAGGAAAAUGGGCUGAAACCAAACAUCCUUACUAUGGUCGAUCAGCUGUGGCUCUGGGUGCUGAAGGGAGAACAAGGCAAGCCCGACACCGUCGUCAGCUGUUUUCCGGUUCUUGAAGCAGCAGAUCCAGACAAACAAGGAUUGACAAAUGUUUUGCGCUGUGUGAAGCUGCGACUCAUCGAUGAGCCCGCGUCUGUUCAAAACGCUUACGAUCUGGCAGGGCUUAUAGCCGCUACUUGCUCCAGGAUCUACCUCGACCGGGCAAGUACCCUGAGUUUCGGAGAAAUCAAAUCGACGCUCCAGUUUUCUGAACUCUACGAGACGGAAAUUAGCGACAUAAUUCAAGAGGAGGGUGUCGUAUUUGGCAAGUUCACCAAACUCGAGAAGGAAAACUUGGAAAAUAUACAGCGCGAGAUCGUCCUAAUCUCCAGGAUCAAAUCGAUCCUCGAUGAGCUGAAUAUUAUGGCCAUUCUGUUUAAUGAGCAGCGCAACAUGCUCAAGGCCAUGGACGGAGUCGUCAAGUUUAUUUCAGCCUUUGAAACUGCAGACUCGGACAGCCAGUCGAGCAAUAUCAGCGACGCAACUUCGGACCCAGACGAAACCGCGAAAGCAGAAGAUGUGUACGCAGGUCAACGCGCAACAGUGGUUUGGGGAGCCCGAAACGACUCAGAUGACUUCAGUCUACCGUUGGCCAUGGUCAAAGCCAGCAUCGACGAUAUCAAUGCAAUGUUUGAGCGUGCCGAGAGGGCCAGCCAGUCGAUUAAUCUCCUGGUAGACCUUAAAUUGAAGCAGAACAGUGUGAUGGACGCGCAGGAGUCGCUCAAGAUGACCAGAGAAACAACAAAUCAAGGACGCACUGUCCUUAUUUUCACCCUCACUACUAUCGUCUUCCUCCCAUUGUCGUUUAUGACUUCGUUCUUCACUCUCGACAUCAGCCAAUUCCGCACUAAUGCUGAGGGAAAGCUUGACCUAGGUUACGUCUCAUAUAUCGUCUUCCCCAUUUCCAGCCUCAUAUCGGCACUCCUCAUCUGGAUCGCUUUUAGAAUCGAGUACAUCGACGCGGUCUGGAUUUGGACGACAUCGAUUAUGGGACAUAUACUAGGCAAGGUAAAAAGUCCCACGACAAAGAAACGAGAUGCAACUCGCUAUGUGCCCACUGGUUUAUCGGAAUCUAUCACCAGAUUAUCGGAACCUAUACGUAUGGUCAGACGCGAUACAGACUUGGAGGCGCAAGGUGGGAGCCGUGUGCCUACUGUUACCGGAUCAUUCAUGCAGCCGGCGAAAUAA
Molecule: messenger RNA, 3783 nt
Organism: Penicillium cataractarum
Lineage: Eukaryota; Fungi; Ascomycota; Eurotiomycetes; Eurotiales; Aspergillaceae
Product: ankyrin repeat domain-containing protein
Exons: 10
Coding region: 1-3783 (1260 amino acids)
Molecular function (GO): protein binding
Source: RefSeq, a predicted model, not a curated record